Molecule: messenger RNA, 10369 nt
Organism: Hypanus sabinus (Atlantic stingray)
Lineage: Eukaryota; Metazoa; Chordata; Chondrichthyes; Myliobatiformes; Dasyatidae
Exons: 16
Coding region: 251-2158 (635 amino acids)
Source: RefSeq, a predicted model, not a curated record
UUUCCAUUGCCGGCAAUGGUAGCAUUUUAGUUCACAGCACCACCUGUAGUGUGCAGGAGAGGAUCGAUGGGUUAAUCAACAAACAGCCUUGUAGGAGUCGGCACCGCUCCCGACUUGCCUCGCGGAAAACAUCGAAGCAAAUGUCUUUAAUGGAAAUUUAUUCGGAGUGGGCAAACAGUGUGGGCACAGCCGGUCGACAUUAUCAAAUCCAACUUCUUGUAAUUCCCCAAGAUUCCUGCUGAAUAAAACAAUGGACACAGACAGUGGAAUUCUGAGUUCCUGCAGCAAUAUAUCAAGUUCUGAAACGUAUAAAGUGGGUAAAGAAAUGCUCUCAGCAGUUGGUCUGGAGGAUGUCUAUCCAAUAGGUCGAUAUGACAGACAAUCUGAGAGGAAAGUCGCCUUAACAUUAUUGCAGUCUGAGAGCAGAAGAUGUACUCUAACCGAAUGUCUUCAAACUGCCUGGUGUACAUUAAAAGAACAACGCGAACGUAUAUGCAAGAAGGAUAUGGAAGUGGUCAAUCAUAGUGCGGUAAUUGACAGCAUGAUAUUAAAGCAGAAGCUGUUGGAAACUAAGGUGGGACUACUCCUCAAAGAGGAGGGGACCUCUUAUGGAGUCAGGCUGGAUGAAGCUCGAAGAGGGAGAGAACUCCAGAACAGGAUCUGGUGCUUGGAAGAGGAAAUUGAGCAUUUUAAUCAAAAAUUAGGACAACUGACCUCGAAGAGAAGAGAUCCCGAGCCUACAAUGUCCUGUUAUCUGACAGAGGAGAACAGAGAGCCUAAGGGACAGCCACAAAACUAUUUGCAGACCUUAAGUGACUCUUUGGAGUGCCGACAGGAACAUUGGAACUUCAAAGAAAUGAAUGAAGGUGGAGAUCCAGCCAGUAACACACAUGAGGAGGACCUCCGUGAACUGGCAUCUUGCCUUGUGGAUGCUGAGAAUGGGAAAGCAUCAUUGGAGAACCAAGUGUCAGAGCUACACACUCAGCUAUUCCAAACUAAAUGUGAGAGCUAUGGUCUGAAGAAACAACGCCUGGAGUCAGAACUGCAAUUAACCGCAAAUCGAAAUAUAAAUGAAAGCCUUUUGUGGGAGAUAACAAGACUGAAACAAAGCUUGCAGGCUUUGGAACAACAAAUUGUAAACCUGCCGAGUGAAAAGACAACUUUAUCCUCUCAGCUGAAGACACUAGAAUCUGAACAGCAGCAGUUAUCUAAUGAGAAAAAGCUGUUGGUGGAAACACUGAAAGGAAUGAAGUGUCUCAGAUGCAGUGACUCCUUGUUACUGAAUCAAUUUGAUGGCAGGGUGUCAGCAAUAGACCUUCACAAUAUGCCCUCCAAAUCAUGUCCGCAGUGUAAAUUUCUUCCAACAAAAGAAGAAUCAACUAAGGAUAAUGUGUACUUUAAUGAUUGGGAACAAAUGGGAGAUGUUAAGGAGGAGGUGAGCACAGUCAGUAACUCCAUCAAGGCCACAGGAACAGAGCUACAGAGGACUGACAUGGAAACAGAGCAGCAAUUGGGGAAUAUCUUAAUUUUCAAUCAAGAUCAUCAAGAAAAUGGGAAAGCAUGGAAAGAUUUGAGAUAUUCAGGGGAAGGGUUACAACAACCAAAUACAGAUCCGAUCAACACUCGGAACAACAUAAACCUGAAAGUUGAAGAACUUUUGGAAAAAAUAGAAGAUUUUACGAAGCUAAAUCUGAAACUGGAGAAUGAUAUAGACCAGAUAUUGUGCAAGUUGAGAAUGCAGACAGCUGAAGCAAAGGGCCUUGAACUAUCCAAUGAAUGGAACAGAAAGCAACUUCUACAUCUUCUGAGCAAAAACAUUGACCUCAGGCAUGAGAACCAGAUAAAGGCCAACCAGCUCACAGUCCUGAUCAUUGAACUUCACCACUCCAGAAAAGCUUAUCAAACACUUUCACAAAGCACAAAUUGCCCUGAAGACACCUUAUCAGCUGAAUGGAUAAACCGUCUGCGAUUAAUUAAGAACGCUGUUAAAAAAAUUGAAACCCAGCAGCUGAAACUAAACCUCUUGAAAAAAGAAAAUGAGGAGUUAAUGGAAAAGUCUGAGUUGGAAUCACUGCGAAAUAUGGAUGCAAAAUUACGAGCAUUAAAUGCGAGCACUCGAGCCAAGAUACAAAAGAUCUGUGAUCUAACUCCACUCUAACUUGUGGAGUGAGAUUAACAGCAGAGGUCCAUGUAAGGAAAAAAUAGGAAGACAUGAGGAAGACAAGAUAUGAAGAAAAAAUAGAUUGGAAGUGCUGGAAUCUGGAAAAACAACAUACCAUGAAAAAGCUCACUGCGUGAAUCAGCAUUUGUGGAUGCAAAAGAUGUAAAUCAACACUUUGGGUCAAGACCCUGCAUUAGGCUGAUUGUGUCAACAGGGAAGACUAUCAGUAUUUCCAGCUCUUUCUACUGACAUCUUCCCAAUUCCCUUUUAGUCCUCAUGAAUAAUCUCAACUUGUAAUGUCGAUUUAUACCUCUGCAGCUGCUAUUUGACCACUGUGUUUUCAGUGUUUUGUUUGUUGUUGAUGAACAAAGAUGUGUUGGUGAGAGUUCAGAGGUCGGGCGAGGUUUUCAGAGAUUGAGAAGCACAAGUAUCCAUUUUCCUUUAUCGGGGCAGAUUUUAAAAUGCCCAGUGAGAGAAACCUCUGGAAGAUAUUCUGCCACUGAGUCAGUAAACUGGUUUAAGUCUCGAGAUUAAUCCGUAAAUCAGGAAUACUUGAGCACAGGCUCAACUUCGUAGGACAGGGCAGGCUUCAGUACAGCAGCCAGUCCUGAGAAUGCAGGCAAGCUGACAAAAUCGAUCAUGCUGCAGAAAUUCUCUGGCUACACAUCCAGGGAAGAAACUACUUUAGAAACAGUCUGUGCUUUCAUUAAACAACUUUUCACAUCGCUGACAAAUAUUCAAAUAACAAAGACGAGCAAACAAAUAAGCCAUCUUCCCCAUCAGCUCUUCAUGGCACAUGUGGCCAUGUACAGGAACUCAUUUAUAAUAUAUUUGCAUUGUAGCAGUCAAUCAGCACUGAAGCCAGUCAACAAGCAUGAUACUUAAACUUUCAGCUUCUUUUAUGAUUUAACCAGCUUUGGGUGGCAUAGUGGUGGUGCAGCUGGUAGGACUCCUCCCUCAUAUGAGGGGCACACAUACGGUGAAUGGCCACAGUCCUUUUCCUAGGUUAGGAGACUCUAAAAAUGUAGGUUUAAAAAGGGAAGGGGAAAGAUUUGAAGAGGACCUGAGGCACUGCAUUUUCAUAUAUGGUAUAUGGAAGAAGCUGCCAGAGGACACCGUAGAGACAGGUAGAAUGACAAUGCUUAAAAGAUAUUUAGACGAGUACAGUAUAUAGAUAGGAUGUGUUUAGAGCAAUAUUGGCCAAAUACAUCGAAAUUGGAAUAGCUCAAGUAGACAAAUAUAUUGGCGUAGAUGAGUUGGGCUGAAUGGCCUGUUUCCAUUCUGUAUUACUCUAUGACAACCCAGUGAGUGAGGAUCAAUCCUACCCUCUGGCACUGUCCAUAUGGAGUAUGCACAUUGUCCCUGUGAUCAUGUUGAUUUCCCACAUUCCAAAUAAAAUCAGUCUGGAAGUUUAGUCGGCCACUGUAACUAACUCUGCUGUCUAUGUGAGUGUUGGAAUCUGGAGAAAGGGUUUUGAAUGGAAACAUGGAGAGAAUAAAAAAGAAUGUGAUUGGUUUGGAUGGGUGCUUGGUGUGGACUCAGUGGUUCUGGUUCUGCCUCUCUGAGAUUCUGGUUCUGCCACUCAGAGAGGAAUUUGUCUCUGAGAGUGGUCAAUGAUCCAGUUUCUGUGCUGUUCUCCUUCUCUCUAAGAACGGCAACAGGUAUUGUGGUGCAUGUUUAACAAAUGCAUAUUACCGAGUAUUAGCCUUUAUUUCUGACCUUUUCUAUUGGCAGCCUGCGAUGGAACACUGAAUCCUCUGCCUGCUUUAUCUUUAUACAGGCAUCUUGGCAGCUUCAUGACUGUAGAACUCAUUGUACACAUUGUAUCUGCAUGUGCUUCAGUAUGUCACCUGGCUAUUUCUGGUCUGGUGCUUUCUUUAAGCUUUAAAUCUGAUAACAAUAUACCAGAUCCCAUUCAUCCUGAAAUGAAGACUUCCAAAACAGGAAAGCAUCUUAUAAGCUCAUUGUCCUGUCGAAACCACCCAUUAUUCUAAUAGCCCAACUGUCCCAGUGAAUUUUAUCCUCUCAGUGCAUUCUUUUCUAAGCUUACACUUAACAGUUAUAUUUAGACAGAGGUUUAGAAGAGGAUGGGACUUAAAUGUACUUAAUUUUGCUUGGUAAAUUGUUGCAAAUAUGUUCAUCUUUAUUGGAAAUUGAUCAGGACAAACCCUGCAGAAAUAUAUGUUCUGAUUUUAAAUAACAUAAUGUUCACUGAUAAACUAUAUGUGCAAUUUGUACUGAGCUGCCUGAACUCAUGUGUAUGGUUCCCAACAAUUCAAAUGUUCUUCCAAUAUGAUAAAUAUGUUUAUAUUUUAUAACUCUAAAAUUUGUUUCAGAAUCAGGAUUGUGUUUAAUAUCACCAGCAUUUGUCAUGGAGUCUAUUUUUAUGAGGUGAUUGAGCAUUUUACAAGCAGGCACGACUGAAGCAGGAGUGACACAAAACUCUUUGGUUAAGUUGGAGGAAUUACAAGUUAUUAUUACUUUCCAUUGAUUGUUUUUUGUAAUUUUGAAGUUCAUCAUCAAACAAACAUUUCCAUAAGAUGUAUUUCAGAUAUUUGUGUGUGUGUGUGUGUGUGUGUGUGUGUGUGUAUAUAUAUCAUGUAGUCAUAUAUGCCACAAAUCACAUAAUAUUUAUCUGAGGUAUACACAUAGAAAAGAGAGGAAAGAAAAAACAAGCUAAAGGAGAAAACAAUGUACACGUAGGGAGUGAUCUUUUUUUACAACAUAUUCAUUGAUUUGUGAGAAUAAAAUCGGGCCUAUGAGGUGUUAUGUAAUUAAACCAUUUUCCCCUCCAUUUAUGUUGUUGUGGCAAUCUAAUGAUUUCUAGUUAACUUCAUAAUGCUGACAACCUGUCGUGCUAUGCAGGUAUUACAACCUUGCAUUUGAAUCUUCAGACAACGGGAAGUUCACCAAGUUGUGAAAAACAGACAAGUUUGCAGGAAAAUUGGGAUCAAGAGCUCCAGGACCUUAUGGCGACCCAAAAGUGCCUUGUCCAUUUCCUGGAAAGGAAAUGCCCAUUGGAGAUGUAUAGUAAACUAUCAAUCAAAUGCAGCUUUGGUCAGAAACAUAUCUUACAAGGUUGUGCAGGUUCAAUAAAUGCUUCCUGAUCAAUAAUGUUUUACAACACUAAGGUAAUCAAGUUAGGGCACUGUCAAUUCUCAUUUAGAAGUUCAGUUGAAAUCAGGCUGGACUGAUAGACAAUAGACAAUAGGUGCAGGAGUAGGCCAUUUGGCCCUUCUAGCCAGCACCGCCAUUCACUGCGAUCAUGGCUGAUCAUACACAAUCAGUACCCCGUUUCUGCCCUCUCCCCAUAUCCCUUGACCCUGCUAUCUAUAAGAGCUCUGUCUAACUCUCUCUUGAAUGCAUCCAGAGAUUUGGCCUCCACUGCCUUCUGGGGCAGAUCAUUCCACAUAUCCACCACUCUCUGGGUGAAAAAGUUUUUCCGCAUUUCUGUUCUAUAUGGCCUACCCCUUAUUCGUAAACUGUGGCCUCUAGUUCUGGACUCACCCAUCAGCUGGAACAUGCUUCCUGCCUCCAGUGUGUCCAAUCCCUUAAUAAUCUUAUAUGUUUCAAUCAGAUCCCCUCUCAUCCUUCUAAACUCCAGUGUGACGAACAUUUCAACUUUGGUACCAGUAAGGUACUCGCAAGGAACUAGCUCAAGUAAACUUAAUGGAUAUGAGGCACAGUGCACAAAACCACAAAAUGUCUACUUACUUAAUCAAAUCAUACUCUAAUAUACAGUUUGAGAUUGAGAAACUUUGGGGGCAAGACCAUAACGUAAACACAAGCGACUCUGCAAAUGCUGGAAAGGUUGAGCAACACAACCAAGGUGUUGGAAGAACUCAACAGGUCAGGCAGCAUCUAUGGAGGUGAGAAAAAGAGUCUGCAUGUCAAGCUGAGAUGCAACAAUGGGACUGGAAAGGAAAGGGAAAAGCUAGACAAAAUUGGUGGUGGGGAGGAAUACAAGCUGGCAGCAAGGUGAGGACAGAUGAGAGAAAAGGUGGGUGGGUGGACGAGAAGGCAUGAACUAAGAAGCUGGGAGGUAGUGGUAAAGGGCUGAAGAAGAAGGAAUCUGAUUAGAGGGAACAGUGGAUCACAGAAGAAAGGGAAGGAGGAGGGGCACCAGAGGGAGGUAAUAGCUAGGUAUGGAGAAGGGGUGAGAGGGGAACCAGAAUGGGAAUGGAAAAAAGAGGGGGGGAGAAAUUACCAGAGGUUAGAGAAAUCGAUGUUGUUUCAGCCAAGCAGAGGAAGGGUUUUGCCAUUAUUGUCCUGAACAGCAACCAGUAUGUGACUGUUUGAUGUUCAGAAUUUUUCUAUCAAUAAUCAUAAAUCCAUACCUCAAUGGAAAGUUACAUAGUUCUAGUUCCAAGGCCACUGAUUUAAUGUAACACAUAAAGAGUUGAGGUAACUUAACAAGUCAGGCAACAUCUAUAGAGGGAAGUGGACAGUUAACAUUUCAGCUGGACUGACUGAGCAUAAAACAUUAACUGCCCACCUCACUCCAUAGCUGCUGCCUGGCUUUGUGCUACGGUGCUCUGUGUGUUGCUUCAGCAUCUAGCUCCACUGAUUUAAUGCUGCAGUUUAAUAUUAAUGUGUUUCUAUAUUUCUUCAGAGGUAUCUCUGUACCAAUAAUGCUGCUAUUCCAAAAAUCUCCAACUUCUCUUCUAUCCAAAUCAGAGAAAGGAAACUCUGAUGAUUUCUCACCUAUAUUCAUAUAUAUUGAAUUAUUCAGAUUAUAUAUGUAUUAGAAUCAGUGUACAGUAAGCUGGUAAUGUUUGCGUACAGAAGAGAACCAUUAGCUCAGACUUACAACCCACACAUCCAUACUUCCCACUGUGCUUGUGGUGCAACGUUUUCCCAGUUAUUAUUCAACCAAUUCAUUAACAAAAACCCACUUAUGGAUCAGAAUCUAUUCCUAGUUUUCAUUUCACUCGAGCAUUUUGUAAGUUGAGACCUUGGUGAUUAAAAUCCAAGUUAGUAAUCAAUUUUGAUGGUAUACUGAAGCAUCAGAUGGUAUUCAGAGACAUAAACUGAGGUCUCUGUAAGUGCACACAAUUGUACUUACUUUGAAACAGCUGUAACCACUUGGGAUUCGGUUUUAUCAUGGAGAUGAAGAGAAGUUACUUCAGAUUUUAGAUAGUUCAAUCAAUAAUGAACCAACAUUCCUUCCACUACCUCUCCCCCAUUAAUCCAGCCUUGCCACUGGAAGGGUGGCUACUUUUUUGGGCAGAACUUGUAUCCAAUCCACUUUGGCCAUCAAUAUCAAUAUUUCAGUGGUCUUGUUAGUGUAAAUCAGCACCACAUGCUGCAAAAGUAAACUAUUACAUUUUUUAAAGUUUGUUCCUCUAAUGACUAUGGCAGUAUUGAGUACAAACAUUUUUUUUAGGAAAUUGGAAUUCUUAUGAACAAGAAGAAGCACCUUCACUCGUCCUUGUCAGUGCAUUGCCUGGGUAACUAAUUUCUUCUCAGCAAGACUACAAAGGAUGCUGCUUCUGGCAUAGGGAUAGGUAACUACAGCCAUAAAGAGAGAUUAAAACUAUAGUCUUAUUUCCAAUGAUAGAAAAAUUAAUAGAGAAAUUAUUGGAGGCUUUGAAAUUAUCUGAAGUUUUAAAACCAUUAAUGUUUCUUUUAAACAGUACCACUCUUUGAUUCAGUAAAUGAAUACAAAGGAUCAUUAUAUUGUUAUACCAAUUGCAAGGAGCAGACUUAGAAGGAAAUUUGUUGAGGAGUUUUGAGCAUUAAUUGCUUUUAUACAAGAAAUAGAUGAGACAGAAUCCAAUGCUAAUUUUAAGUAGAGGUUGAUUAAAUACUUAUGCAGGUGCAAGGUUACAGGAAUGCAGUGGGGAUGUGGGAUUAAUUAUGGAUAACUCUAGCAGUGGGAUGCUGACUUUUUCCUUCCCAAACCAGGGUCACAGAGGGCUGCUUAGGAACAUAAUACUGUCCCAUUGAGAUUAACUCAUGCAGCCCAGACUAAGGAAAGAAACUGAGGCAUUUCCGGUUGAAGUGACAAAGUUAUUUCCUAUCGUUUAACCAUCUAUGGGUCUAGAUAUACAAGGCAUGUAGAAUAUUCAUAAGAACUCAUGAAAUAGAAGUAGGAGUGGGUUAUUUGAGUCUGUGUGUCAGUGCCACCAAACAAUGUGAUUAUGGCUGACCUACCUCUGCACCACUAUCCAUUAACUCCAUAUUCCAUCCUUCCAUCAAUACCUAAACAUGUAUUGAUCUCACUAUUGAAUAUUUACACUGACCAAGUGUACUUAGUCUUUUAGAGGAAAAUUACAAAGAUACAUUACCCUCUGGCUGAAUAAAUUUCUUCUCCUCUCUGUCCCAAAUGGCUGACUUCCUGUUUUGAAACUGUAAACCCUGUUUCUAAACACCAAGACAAGGGAAACAUAUUCCCCAGAAUAAUUCUAUCAAGUCCAGAAGAAAUGUGUACAAUGAGGUCACCUUUCAUUCUUUUAGUCUUAAGUACGUUUGGGUUCAGCCUACUUAAUCUCGCCUCCUUUGACAAACCUGGCAUACUAUGGAUCGAUCUGCUUAAUCUCUUCACAAGUAUAUUCGCCCUUGGGAAGGGAGACCAGUCCUGUGCACAAUAUGUUGGAUGCAGCCUCACCAGGAGCUUAUAUAUCCAGAGUAAGACGUCUCUGCUCUUGUGCUUAAAUGUCCCAAUGUACCAUGGUCUUCAUUUAAUGUUCUAUGUUUACAAAGUCAUCAUUGACUUAGAUUAUCCCUCUCAAAUGCCAUCUGACCUAUAGCUUUCUCUUUUGUUUCAGAUUUCCAGCAACUCUGUCUUCUACUUCUCAGAGGUCCAGUGCAUUUCCACUUUCUCUAUUUCCCACAUUUUUAAUUUCUCUAUUCACUUUCCUCCAGCUGGGUGUACUUUUCAAUCAUUUGGACAGCACUAACAGCAAUUGUGUUACUCAGUAAACUUACAUCACAGGCAUUUCCUCUGUUCUUUCCAUUUUUUACAAAUUAAAAAUGUUAGCUUUUACUCUUUUCCAUUGCUAAUAAAGGAGCAUUAACCUGAUUCUUCCCACAUGGAUGCUGUCUGACUUGCUGAAUGUCAUAGCUUUCUUUUUUGAUUUCAGAUUUUCAGCAUCUGCAGGUUUUGUUUUCACUUUUCAAGUCAAAACAUUGUUUACCAUCCUAAUUCUCUGCUCUACCUACGUUAACUUUGAGUGAUUCAGAAAGAAUGAAAGAGCACAGUGAAAGUAAUUGGAGGUUUACCCUGUGAUUCCAUGUGCAUUGAGAUUUUAGAGCAGAGAGGCCAUUUUUGAAUCUCAUAUAAUGUUACUCUUUAAACAGUUGGGUUAUAUAAUCUGAAACCUGCUGCUUCAUUUUAGUGCUCUGAUACAACCAGUCCUUGGAGCAAUGUGUUUCUAAGCCUCUUAGUAUUGUGGGUAACUUCAUUUGCUGCUUGAAGAUGUGUUCAGUUGCAAUUGUUGGACACUGAGGAGUACUUGAUAGUGUAGAUACUCUUGUCACUUUUACAGUGGGAUCGCUGCUCACAAUAUUCAAAUACUACUUUCAGACCUGAGGAUGUCCUAGAAGUAACAGUUUCUUAUUAAGACCUCACCUUAGCUUACUAUCAACAACAUUAGGCACUGCAUUCUCUUUCUCACGUAAUCUCUAUAAGGGAUGAUCCACAUCCAGCCACUGAAGAAAAUGAGUCAGGCAGUCUCCUGUCCUUUAUCGUGAUUUCACUUCACCCAGGUGGAAUGAGAGGCUCACCCUCCCGGAAAGCUCUGACAAAUUCUAGGAUGCACUGACACAAAAACCCGGCAACACAGAUCCCACUUCCUUGGCACUUGGGAAUAACAGUAUUCUUCUGCCAUGUGGGAGUACUCUGUUUGGACACAGCUUGGAAUGUAGUAUAAAUGUAUUAUUGGGCAUGGACUCCGGAGUCACGGAAACCUUGCCCUAUGCAACGUUUCUCAAAGAAACAAAGUGAGUGUGUCUUUCAUUACAACCUGACAAAUAAUUUAAUUAAUGAGUUAUCUCAAAACUGAUUUAGAAUAAGAGCAGCAUGAACAAUAUUGUGCUAUUUGUGUACUUUAUAAUGCAGCCAUACCUUGGGAAACUUGGAAGUAUUUUAUUAAUGAUAUGAAUUUCUGAUCUCAGCAUCACCAUAUGAUCACAAUGUUAUCACUGUACUUCUGAGCAACAAUUAUCUGUGAAAGGGUGAAAAGUACUUGAAUAAAAUGAAUUCAC